This is a messenger RNA of Gambusia affinis (western mosquitofish), 4053 nucleotides long. RefSeq names its product DIS3 exosome endoribonuclease and 3'-5' exoribonuclease (gene dis3). NCBI's taxonomy places the organism in Eukaryota, Metazoa, Chordata, Actinopteri, Cyprinodontiformes, Poeciliidae. Gene Ontology annotation, molecular function: RNA binding; 3'-5'-RNA exonuclease activity; endonuclease activity. The coding region runs from base 533 to 3388 and encodes 951 amino acids. The record is from RefSeq and is a predicted model, not a curated record. Gene Ontology annotation, cellular component: cytoplasmic exosome (RNase complex); nuclear exosome (RNase complex). Gene Ontology annotation, biological process: rRNA catabolic process. The transcript is spliced from 21 exons.
AUAAUACACCGGAACUUAGAGAAGUACAACAACGGACCUCACAGCCAUACAUUUUGACCUAAAAUCUUUGUAAAAGUCCUUGUUUUGUGCGUGUUUCUAUAAAAUGUCCCCCACAGAAUGGCGAAGAAUUGUGGUGCAGUACAAACCUCCUAACGCUGGGAUGUGCUAUAAAAUAAAUUUCUUCGUCAAUCAGCUUCUCUUCUGUCUUCCUUCGCUUUGUUUUUAUCGAGAAAUGAAACGAACAACCAAAACUAGCCAUGAGAUUUAUUUUUUUAUUUUUAGUCUAGCUGAUAAGGCUAUUACCUUUUUAAAUAAAAAAAGGUAAAAACUUUUUAUUACUGUCUCUUCAAGACAGAGAUAAUAUAUGUAAGCUUGAUAACACCCAAACCAGAAACCCCAUAGCUCCUCUAACCCUUGGAAAGUUUUUUUCCGCCCCACGAGUGACUACACAUGGUUAGUGGGACUGCCUGGUAGCUUCAGAUGCUGGGAUAAAAUAAUCAGAAAUUAAACGUGGUGGCCGUAUAGUUUCAUCAUGUUGAAGUCUAAGACCUUCGUUAAGAAGACCCGAUCGGGUGGGGUGAUGAAGGUCGUACGUGAGCAUUACCUGAGAGAUGAUAUUUGGUGUGGAAGUGAAGUCUGCACUGAGUGCAAACAGGACUCCACGGUGCUGCAGAGAGACGCGUGUAUUGAGAGCAGUCUGUGUCCCUACCCUCACUAUCUGGUUCCUGACACCAACGUAGUGCUACAUCAGAUUGAUGUAUUGGAAGAUCCCGUGAUUCGCAACGUGAUAAUCCUUCAGACUGUUCUUCAGGAGGUUCGUCAUCGCAGUGCACCGGUUUAUAAACGCCUGAAGGAUAUCAUACAUGAACAAGGAAGACACUUCUACACAUUCACCAACGAACACCACAGAGAGACAUUCAUCGAACGUGAACCAGGGGAGAGCGCCAAUGACUGUAAUGAUCGGGCGAUCCGUGUGGCCGCCAAAUGGUAUAGCCAGCAUCUGAAAACGCCAGAGUCGGGCCCAGAUGGGCUCAAGGUGGUCCUCCUCACCAACGAUCAAAGCAACAAGCUGAAGGCUGAAGAGACCGGCUUGGCGGUGUACAAAUUUGAUGAAUACAUCAAGAGUUUGACAGGGAACCCUGAGUUGGUGGAUUGCUUGGCUUUGUCCAACGAUGAUAAGAAUGAGAUUACCAGCAGUAAAGUGUUGUUUCCGGAGCAUCUCCCUUUGUCGAAGGUCCAGGCAGGAAUCAAGUCUGGCUCAUUUCUCCAGGGAACCUUCAGGGCCAGCAGGGACAACUAUCUGGAGGCCACGGUUUUUGUCCAAGGAGAGGGGGAGGACAGCACCGAGGUUCUUAUCCAGGGUCUUCAGAACCUCAACAGAGCAGUGCACCAGGAUGUGGUUGCUGUGCAGCUGUUGCCAAAGAAUCAGUGGGUGGCGCCGUCGUCAGUUGUGCUGCAGGACGAUGGUGCGGCGAAGGACGAUAACGUGGAUGAGGAUGAGGAGGAAAAAGUGCUGACGGGACCAUUAACUGAGACGGCCAGGAGGGCAACAGGAAAAGUAGUGGGAAUCAUCAAAAGGAACUGGAGGCCAUUCUGUGGCAUGCUCAAUGUCUCCCAAAUCAAAGAAUCCACCCGCCAUCUUUUCACCCCAGCAGAUCGCCGUAUCCCACGCAUUCGCAUCGAAACGCGUCAAGCCUCCACUCUUGCAGGUCAGAGGAUUAUGGUGGCCAUUGAUGGCUGGCCGAAAGACUCUAGAUACCCAAAUGGUCAUUUUGUCCGCAGUCUGGGAGGCGCUGGUGAGAAGGAAACCGAGGAGGAAGUCCUGCUUCUGGAGCACGAUGUUCCACAUCAGGUCUUCUCUCAGGCCGUUCUCAGUUUUCUUCCCAAAACGCCGUGGAGUAUCACACCAGAGGACAUGGCACAGAGGCAGGACCUGAGGCACUUAACAGUGUGCAGUGUGGAUCCUCCAGGAUGUACAGACAUAGAUGAUGCGCUGCACUGCAGGGAGCUGGAAAACGGGAAGCUUGAGGUAGGAGUUCACAUCGCUGACGUCAGUCACUUUAUCAGACCUGGCAAUGCUCUGGACAAAGAGGCGGCUAACAGAGGGACCACCGUGUAUUUAUGUGGCAAAAGAAUAGACAUGGUUCCUGAGCUGCUCAGCUCUAACCUUUGCUCUCUACGGUCCAAUGUGGAGAGGUUUGCGUUUUCAUGUAUUUGGGAGAUGAACCACAAAGCAGAAAUUUUGAAGACUCGGUUUACAAAAAGCGUCAUUAACUCCAAGGCGUCUCUCACUUACGCCGAGGCCCAGAUGAGGAUAGAUGAUGCCAACAAGAACGACGACAUCACUAAAAGCUUGAGGGGCCUCAACAAACUCGCAAAGAUCCUCAAAAGGAAGAGGAUAGAAAACGGGGCCCUCACGCUGUCUUCCUUAGAGGUUCGGUUCCAUAUAGACAGUGAAACUCAUGACCCAAUUGAUCUGCAGACUAAAGAACUCAUGGAGACAAACUCCAUGGUGGAGGAGUUUAUGUUGCUCGCCAAUAUUUCAGUUGCUCAGAAGAUUUACGAUGAAUUUCCAGAGAGCGCUCUCCUGAGGAAGCAUCCAGCUCCCCCUCCGUCCAACUACGACAUCCUGAUCAAAGCUGCAAAGUCCAAGAACGUGAUGAUCCACACGGAUUCGGCCAAAGCGCUGGCCGAUUCCCUGGAUGUGGCCAAAGUGGACGGCUUCCAGUAUUUCAACACGCUCCUGCGUAUCUUAGCCACUCGCUGCAUGAUGCAAGCCGUUUAUUUUUGUUCUGGCAUGGACAGCGACUUCCACCAUUACGGUCUUGCCUCGCCCAUUUACACUCACUUCACCUCCCCGAUUAGGAGGUACGCUGACAUCAUUGUGCACCGCCUGCUGGCGGUGGCCAUUGGAGCAGACAGCACCUACCCUGAUCUGAUGGACAAACACAAACAGUCGGCCCUCUGCAACAACCUCAACUACAGACACAAAAUGUCUCAGUACGCGCAGAGAGCGUCUGUGGCCUUCCACACUCAGUUGUUCUUCAAGACCAGAGGAAUUAUCAACGAGGAGGGAUUCGUUCUGUUCGUGCGGAAGAACGCGAUCAUCGUUCUGAUCCCGAAGUUCGGUCUGGAAGGAACCGUUUUCUUUAACUCCAAAGACAAAGCUUCUCCCAGCCUCGUUUUUGACGAAGAGGGUCCCUCUCUGAAGGUGGAGCAGCACACUUUCCACAUAUUUGACCAGGUGAAGGUCACCAUCAGCCUGGACGACUCCAACAUUCAGCACCAGAAGAUCCGCAUGGCUCUAACAGAACCUGUGAUUCCUGGUGUUAGUGUUCCCGCACCUGAAGCGGAACCACAAGCCAAGAAGCGAAAACUGGACCGCUGAGACGAGCGUUGGGAGUUCACCCAGAAGAUCCCGACUUUAUUUUUAGUACUAAUUGAAGGAGAUUUGUUCUUGUGUUUACAGUCUUAAACACGUGCAAAUCUCCUCCCAGCAAACACGUCGCUCAUUAUAGUAAGUUCGAUCCAGUGAAACGGACACUGGUGUAUUUUUACUCUUCUUUUUGCUUAAAAUAUUUGCUGGUGCAAAUAAAGCAGUGUAUGUGAUAAAUGUCACAUUAGUUUAACCUAAAACAAAAAUGAAUAGGUGACAUUUGCAGAGUGAUUUUGCUGCAGUGUUUUUGAUCUCAUCAUAGAACUGUUGAUGUGUUCUGCAAAUAAACAGAACAACUCAAAUGACAUGUUGAGGCAAAAAAAAAAGAGAAGUUUAAGGCAUUUUAAUAUAAAAACCCUCAUGUCAAAAUGUUUCAAAAUAAAAGGGCUCCAUUUUUUCCCCCCAACUCAAUUAAUUUGUGGCAUUAUUUGUUUUGCAUUAGUUGUAUUUAUUGAAAAAUUACAGUUGUGAACUACAGAUCCUGAUUUAAACAAGUAUUGGUUAUACUGAUACGUUUUUAAAAAGAGAAAACAAAGUUUUAUAAAAAAAAUAUAAAUACAGUAAUAGUCUGGCACAGAUUAUAAUUGAAAUUCUGCCCGUGGGCAUCUUUACAGCAU